AUGACGGCCGAGAACGACCAAAGCAGCAGCAAAGGCAACAACCAGCUGCGGCUGCUGCCGGGGACCGUGAUCCUGCAGCCGGGCGACCCCAUCGAGUUCUGGCACGCCCAGGGCCUCGUCCUGGGCAACUACGAGAGCCCCGUGCCGGGCCGGCAGUCCCUCGUCGUCCGCACGGAGGCUGGCGAGCCCCUGACAAUCGACGCCGGACAGAUCGUGGGCGUGUGGCGAGAGGACGAGAUGAGCGGCCACCUGCCGCUCGGCAGCGUAACGGCGGGUGCCGACGGCGACGACAUCGGUGACGGCGGUAGCAGCGCCGCCGUCGUCGCGGGGUGGGCGGAGGUCAGGGAGAAGACAAGGGCGCUGCUGCAGGGCACGCCGGCGAGGGGGCUUGACCUGGGGGCGUUUUGGAGAGCGGCGAGCUCGAGGGGGAAAGGUUUUGUGGUGACGCCGGCCCACGCGGCGGAGUUCCUCUUCGGCGCGGAGAGCCCGGCGAAGCUCGGCCUGAGGAAGCGACCGCCAUUCCGGUUUCGAAGCCCCGGAGAGGCGUUCCGGCCGAGCGCAGUAGAGCGGGCGGCGGCGGCGCACGUUAUCGCGGGCGAGCGAAGCCGCUUCAAGCGCGUCGUCUCGAAGCGGUUGGGACCGGCCGGUGUUGGCCCUGACGGUGGCGGUGGUAGUGGGAAGAAGAGGGCGAGAGGGGGCGGCAAGGGAGGGGGGGCAGAAGGCGAUGUCCUAGUAGCAGAUGUGGGAGACGGUGCGGGGGGGGCAAGAGGAGGGGGGGGGCGUGGAGGCACCGUGGAUGCACAAGGCCGAGACGAACGGAAAAAAGAGGAGGAGGAGGAGCUGAACCAGCCGGUGUUGAUUAGCGUAGGCGGGUUCAAGGCCGUGGACCAGAGCGUCGCCGUCACGCGAGAGGUGGCCGACUUCUGCCGCGUGGUUGGGGAGGUCAAGAGGGCGGCGGCGGCGGCGGCGGCCGGGGUCGCCGCGGGGUACGGGGACGCGGCGGCGGCAGAGGAGGGAGGGGCCGGGAGCGCCCUGGCGAGGGCGGGGUUGUUCGAGCCCGCCUUCUUGCUGAUCCUCCACAGUCUAGAGGCGUUCGCGAUAGGCGGGGACGAGCAAUCCCUGAUACCGGAGGCCAAACGAGUAAUGGUGGAGAUCACAGGGAAGGCCAACCCUACGGCAGCGAAGAGCAUCCUCGUGGACGUGGGGCUGUGGACCUCCCGCAGACAGCCGGAGGAGGAGGGUGGGAAGCCCGGGGAAGAGGGGGGCGAGGUCGGAAGAGACGAGGCGGGAGAGGAAGGCGGGGUGAUUCCGUGGUCGGCGGAGGCGCUAGAGGCGGCGGCGGCACUCGGGGGGGAGAGGGCGAGGAGACGAGCAAACUACGGGAAGAGACGGGCGCUGGAGGAGGUCGGCGCUCCCGCUCCUUUCGGCAGGCACGACUUCCGAGGGGCGAGCUUCGGGGUGUACUGCAUCGACGGGGCCGGCACCAGGUUCCUAGACGACGCUUUCUCCGUGGACCCGGAGACCCGCGAGGUCUUCAUUCACAUCACCGACGUUCAGGGCCUGGUGCCCACGGGGAGCACCCUGGACGACGUUGCGAGGAUGAGAGCAGCGUCCGAAUAUCUACCGCAGGGCCCCCUGUUCAUGAUGCCCCCGACGGCCCUCAAGGCCAUGUCUUUCAGCGACAAGGGCGUGAACGAGGCGGUUACGGUCGGCAUCCGGCUAGACCCUAAGACGGGGGGGGUUGCGUCGUCCCGGGUGAUGCUGACCACCCUUCCGCCUGCGGUGCCCCUUACCUUCGAGCAGACCGACAGGCUGUUGGAGGCCGCGGAGAAGGGGGAGACCGGGGAGGGGAGGCUUGCCCGAGUAGCAAAGGAGAUCCAGGCGUUGGAGUACGUCGGGAGGCGGAGCGCCGAGGCGAGCGGGCGGAGGGAGCGCGGCAGGGAGGGGGUCAAGUUCCGCAAGGGACCCGACGGGGAGACGCAGGCGCUGGAGGUGGCCGCGUCUAGGGCCCAGAGCCUUGUCGACGAGCUGCUGACCGUGUACACGCAGGAGGUGUACCGCCUGUGCAAGAGGGCCGGGGUGGCGAUGCCCUCACUCGUGGGGCAGCAGGACCGGGUGGCAACCGGACGCUCCAGGUACGGUACGGGGCCCCUGCGGCGAUACAUCGACAUCUUGGCGCAGCGGCAGAUCGCCGCGAUCCUCAGGGGCUCCGGUUACCUUAACAAGAAAGACCUCAUGGAGACGGCGAGCUACCUAACCUGGAGGCAGAACAAGACCCGAGCCUCCCGCGACGAGGAGGCCAGCCGCCUCUCCCUCGAAGCCCUGGCCGCGCACUGCCUCGCCCAGACCAGGGCGACCGGCCUCGAGCACGCCGUCGUGCCCGCUCGCGGCACCGGACGGGGGAGGGAGGUGCGGCUGGAGGGGCUGGGAGGAGUUGGCAGAGGAGGCGGAGGAGGAGGAGGCGUUUGCGUGCACGCGAAGCGGGCCCCGGGCAGCGGCGGGAGGGGCGUCGCGAUUCGGAAGGGGCAGGCCGUGAGGGUGGUGAUCCAGAAGGUCGAGCCGCAGCUCAAGCAGGUGGUGGCGACGGAGUUUGUCGACGGCAUGGAGGGCGGGGCAGGAAGGGGAGGUGACCGGGGCGCGGAUGUGGUUCAGGCCGGAGACAAGUAG
This is a messenger RNA of Ectocarpus siliculosus, 2667 nucleotides long. The record is from the annotation of a GenBank genome assembly. Lineage: Eukaryota; Phaeophyceae; Ectocarpales; Ectocarpaceae.